Messenger RNA from Xyrauchen texanus (razorback sucker), 1094 nucleotides. RefSeq lists its product as uncharacterized. The record is from RefSeq and is a predicted model, not a curated record. NCBI's taxonomy places the organism in Eukaryota, Metazoa, Chordata, Actinopteri, Cypriniformes, Catostomidae. The transcript is spliced from 5 exons. The coding region runs from base 93 to 1055 and encodes 320 amino acids.
CGCACCCACAGGGUGUGCGCGCGCGCGUCAUCACAAGCACAGGACUGCAUUUUGCUGUCAAGCAGGGAGCCAUUUUAAGUUGUGCCUUCGAGAUGACCCAAAUGAUGCUGGAUGAGGAAUGCACAAUGUCAAGCAACCAGUGGCCCUUAUCCAGGAUCCAGGAUUUCUGCAGCAUUGAUAAAGAGUCACCCUACUACCUAGACCUUGUAUCAAAGCAAGUGGAGAAAUGCAGGGGGCAGACUGUGCCUCUGGAGAAGCCAGCAGGGUAUCAAAUAAGAAUUGGGGGGCUAGGUGACACAAUCUAUGAAGAAAUGGAGGAUGAGCUUGAGGCAUGGGAAGAUUUCUACCUUCCUGAAAGAGUAGAGAUGAGAGUUUUCGGUGCCAUUGAUAUGUUCCCGAGUCUAGCGUUGGGACUGCAGCUGAUCAUUCUGGCAGGCAAAGAUGGCAACAUCUAUGCUUAUGAAAAUGAGGUGUUGCACCAAGUGGCUGACAGCUUGCCGGACCUCUUCCAAAAGGGAAUUGAGUUUCCUGGAACCAAAGUCUACAACUAUGGGGAAUGUUUUGCUCCUAUGACAGAAGAAGAAUAUGAUGAAUUAAUGGAGGAUGAAGAAGUAAAGAAUAUUAAAGGGGAGACCAGGGAAUUCAUCAAAAGCAACGAAGCCAAAUUUCUGAGCAUACUGGCCCGCAUUGAAGAAAAAGAGAAUGCAGAAAAGGUUGCUUCCAAUAAAGUCCUGCCUUCUAACCAUAUCCGCCCCAAGCAUGUUGUUGAUCAAAUGCUGAAGCAUGCAGAUAUAUUGGUCAUAUUUAAUUUAAAUGAUGCCUAUUGUAAGACAUUCUACAAGUUCUACCAGCUACUACAGCAUGAAAAGUGGGAAAGUAAUGGGAAUUGGAGAAGAUGUCUGCUCCGCUUCAGGCAUUUUCUACGUGAGCAUAAACUCUUUGAUUACAUUAAUUUUUUUACCAAUGAAGUCCAUGUCUUUGCUCCUGAAAAGGGAACUGUCCCACAACUGCAAUGGCACCCAAACAGUUACAUGUUAACUGACAAUGCAAGAUGACAUUUUUGAAGAGAGCUCAAUAAAUAUCAAAGGGCUUGC